AAGAGAUCUCUCUUGCGGGACAGAAAGGCAAGAGAAUAGGCUGUUUUCCUUUUUCUUUGGAGCAGCAGUCUCCAAAUAACCAAACUCCUCCCUGCCCACCCCUCCCCCGCCCUCUAAACAAGGAAAAACCUGGAUAAGAAUUAGCCGGAGCACAGCAGUGGCAAAAACCAAUGAAACGUAUUGUGGGAUCAGCCGCAAAAACAAACAAAACAGAAGCAAGGAUUGCCUGCCUGACUUGGAAGAGCUGGUCUCAGGAAGCAGCAUCUGAAGGAGGCUUUUUAAUCAAUGUACUGGUCGCCUUUUUGGUCUACUUCAUGAGACCAGGGCCUUCCGGAACCUUCUGACACCUUCACCAUGGGCGACAUGAAGACCCCAGAUUUCGAUGACCUCCUAGCGGCUUUUGACAUUCCUGACAUCGACACGAACGAGGCCAUCCACUCCGGCCAUGAGGAGGCGGAGGCGCACAUCAAGCCCAUCCCUGUGGAGAACGUGGUCCCCGAGCAUGCGCUUCCCCACGCAGACAUCACCACCGUCAGCGUCAUUGUGAAGAACACGGUCUGCCCCGAGCAGCUGGACGUGGUGGACGGGCGCGUCAAGGACAGCCACGGCAUCGGGGCACGCCUGCUGCAGAAUGGAUUCGCGGCCCCCGAGGUGCCGCACGCCUCCCCCGGCCACCCUGCGGACGUGGCGGCCCCCGCCAACGGGGAGUGCUGGCCACCCAAAGAGAAGGGGACCAAAAGCUUGGACCUCUUCUCCCACUUCAGCCCAGAUCCGCACGAGGAUGGUGAGGCCUGCCUCAUCGACCAGCCCCGUGAGAGCAAGCCCAAAGAGAAGAGCCUGCCGGUGCCUUCCCUCUCCCCGCCCCCCGUGCUCGCGUCCGUCCCACCCUUGGACUGCCGGGAGAGCUCGGGGGCACGUCCUCCGGCUUUCCCGCAGGCGUUCGACGCAUGCCCGGUGGGUGGAGCAGGCCUUCCUCUGACCCCACCACCACCUCCUUCUCCCCCGGCACCUCUGGUUAUCAAGCAGGAAUCGGACUGCGAGGUGCCCUGCCGGGGGGCAGGUCCAGUGGGCCCGCCAAAGCCAGGUUCGGUUUGCUACUCCACGGACGAUUCCCCCGUCACGCCCUGGCCGGCCUCAGAGGCGAGCCUCGACGGAGGCCCCAGUGGAGCCCCGGAUGUAAAGUGUUCCCCCGCCAGCCCUCCGGAGCAGCUCCUGAAAAGCCCCCCUUUGGUGAAGGCGAGCCCUGGGCCUGCCCUCUCCCCAAAGCACCCCAGCGGGGCUGUCCUGAAGGAAGAGCCGGUUGAGAAGCCCCUGCUCUGCCCCCCAGGCGCGCUCGGCAAAGAGGAGGAGAAGUGGGAGGAGGACGAGAACGACGACGAGGCCACCGGGUCUCCCUCGUCCAGCUCCUCACGGCCGCUGAAGGUGAGGAUCAAGACCAUCAAGACGUCCUCUGGAAGCAUCACCAGGACCGUGACGCGGGUCUCGUCGGACUCGGAGCCCGGAGCAGCCAAGCCGCCCCUGGAGCACAAUGCGCAGGAGGCCGGCGCGGCCGCGGGGGACGCCCCUCUCCCUGCCGUCACAGAGAAGGAGGAGGCCGCCGCCGAGCCUCCCAGCCCCAGAGCGGUGGCGACGAGCCCCCGGAAGGUCCUCGAGGGCCCCAAGGUCGUCAGCGUGCAGCUGGGGGACGGCACCAGGAUCACGGGGACGGUGCUGCCGGCCUCCACCAUCCAGAACGCCAGCAGCGCCAUGCUCAUGGCGGCCAGCGUGGCCCAGCAGAAGGCCGUGGUGCUGCCCGGCAAGGCCGUGGCCAAGAACAUCAUCAGCCUGGUGCCGCAGGCCCUGCCCAAAGCCGGGGAGGCCAGGGCCACCAGCGGCCCCGCGGCCCAGCCGGGCCCCGGGGCCGUGGCCAACCAGAAGGUCAACGGCACCACGGUGGUGGUGAUGCAGCCGCAGAAGUCGCUGCCCGCCGUCGCCGGCACGGUCAUCUCCCGCAGCCAGUCCAGCCUGGUGGAGGCCUUCAACAGGAUCCUGAACAGCAAGAACCUGCUGCCCACCUACAAGCCCAACCUGCUGCCGCCGGCGGACUCCAGCCUGGCGCUCCCGCCGCUCGGCUACCGCUGCCUGGAGUGCGGCGACGCCUUCGCGCUGGAGAAGAGCCUGGCCCGGCACUACGACCGGCGCAGCAUGCGCAUCGAGGUGACCUGCAACCACUGCACCAAGCGCCUGGUCUUCUUCAACAAGUGCAGCCUGCUGCUGCACGCCCGCGAGCACAAGGACAAGGGGCUCGUCAUGCAGUGCUCCCACCUGGUCAUGCGGCCCAUCGCGCUGGACCAGAUGGUCGGCCAGCCCGACGUGGCCCCGCUGGUCUCCGUGGCGUCGCCGGGCGCCGGCCGGGCCGCCGGGGUGGCGCAGGAGGCCGUGGCCCUGGCCGGCGGGGCGGGGGGCGCCCCCCAGGAGCCGCCCGUCCUGCCCCUGAGCGGCGCGGCCCCCGAGCCGGCGAGCACCAACUCCUGCCAGUGCCUGGAGUGCAAGGAGCAGUGCCGGGACAAGGCCGGGCUGGCCGCGCACUUCCAGCAGUCGUCCGCCUCCACCGUGUGCAGCGUCUGCCCCAUGAUCAUGCCCAACCGCUGCAGCUUCGGCGCGCACCAGCGCAUGCACAAGAACCGCCCGCCUCACGUCUGCCCGGAGUGCGGCGGCAACUUCCUCUGGCCCAGCUUCGAGGCCCACCUGAAGGAGGCGUGUCUGCACUUCUCCCGGAGGAUAGGCUACAGGUGCCCAAGUUGCUCGGUCGUCUUUGGCGGGGUGAACUCCAUCAAGUCCCACAUCCAGACGUCCCACUGCGAGGUCUUCCACAAGUGCCCCAUCUGCCCCAUGGCGUUCAAGUCGGCGCCCAGUGCCCACGGCCACAUCUACACCCAGCACCCGGGCUUCAGCAACCAGCAGUCCAAGAUGAUCUACAAGUGCGCCAUGUGCGACACCGUCUUCACCCACAAGCCGCUGCUCUCCUCGCACUUCGACCAGCACCUGCUCAACCAGCGGGUGAGCGUCUUCAAGUGCCCGGACUGCCCCCUUCUCUUCGCCCAGAAGCGGACGAUGUUGGAGCAUCUCAAGAACACUCACCAGCCCCAGAAGCCCAAAGAGGACCCUGUCAAGAAGCCCCCGGCCACGCCGCUGACUCCCAAGCAGGAGCCCGCCGAGGAGGAGCCCCCGCCGGCUGCCCCCAAGCUCUCGGACCCAUCCUCCUCCUCCUCGGAGGACGAGGACCCGCCCAGCUCCCCGGAAGUGCGCAAGAGCAAGCGGGGCGGCUUCCGGCGGAAGGCCGAGGCGGGGGGGCGCUCGCGGAGCAACGGCUGGACGUGCGGCAUCUGCCACUCGUGGUUCCCUGAGCGGGACGAGUACGUCGUGCACAUGAAGAGGAUCCACGGGAAGUGUGUGAAGAAGUUCCCGUGCCGCCUCUGUGAGCGCUCCUUCUGCUCCGCUCCCAGCCUCCGGAGACACGUCCGGGUGAACCACGAGGGCAUCAAACGCGUCUACCCCUGCAGGUACUGCACGGAAGGCAAGCGCACGUUCAGCAGCCGCCUGAUCCUCGAGAAGCACAUCCAAGUGCGUCACGGCAUCAAAGUGACCGACGAGACCCGGAGCCAGGAGGUACUCAUCACCCGCAUGGGCUCCAGGAACUCACAGGCAUCGAGCCGGAAGCACAAGCUCUCCUCCGACGAAGGGGACUCGUGCAGCGAGGAGCCCGACAGCAGCACCCCGCCCUCCAAGACCCACAAAGGCGACCGGAAGUCUCCCCACCACUGCCACAAGUGUGGUUACGUGGCCUCCUCGGCCGCCGACUUCCAGGAGCACAUCCCCCAGCACAGGACAGGCGCCAGCGCCCACCAGUGUCGCGAGUGCGGCCUCUGCUUCACCUCGCAGGUCUCCCUGAGCCGCCACCGCUUCAUCACUCACAAGAAGAGGCGGGGGGCCGGCGAGGCGGAGGACGGCGGCUCCCGGGGCAACCCCGAGGGGGGCUCUCCCUCGGCCGCCGAAGGGAAGCUCUCCUGCACGGUCUGCGGCAAGGGCUUCGACACCCAGCUCAACCUCAAGACUCACUUCCGCACCCACGGGAUGGCCUUCAUCAAAGCCCGGCAGAACGUGGGGGCCGAGAACUAGCCGGCCGGCGCGGCGAGCGGUGCCCCCGCUUUAUCCACAGCGGGACGACGAGGCCCGGGCCGGGCCAGGCCGUGGGGAGUCUUCCGUGCCCCCGCACUUCUUCACAGGUUGGGUUGAGGAAGCCGUGACGAUGGCGAGGGACGCGGGGCGGGCUUUUGGGGGAAGGCUGUUUGCAAUCCUCGCUCGGCUGCUCUGGUUGUGGGCAUCUUGGCGCCAAGGCCUCACCUUGCCAGGUGCGGCUCUUACCCGUUUCCUUUGUUUUGUUUUGUUUUACUCCUUGGGGAUUCAGUUGGCGAAGGUCGCGCGGCAGUGGGAAGGAGGGCACGCAGGCAGCCAGCCAGCCUCGCAGCACUCAGGAAGCGGACUCUGAGCCCCGCCAGAGGGCAAGCCCAGCGGGUGGGGAUUAUCCCCAGGGCCUCAGCGCAGCUGUACAGACUUCAUGCCCGCGCCGUUCCUCACCAGGAACGAGUCAGCCUCCCUCAGCCCGGUAUCUUCCCGCUCUGCUCGCCGGGGGAUUUCAGGAGCGCAGCUGGAGGGUGCCAGGGUGAGGCGGCCGCCUUCGGGUCUGUUCGUUGCCCCACGACAGAUAAUGCCACGGAGGGUGUUCUUCGCCUCCUUGUUCACCCCGCCUAGCCCCAGGUAGCACGGCCAGGUGCUGUUGGAGCAGCUGCCUCACCCACCUCGCCGUGUCUCGUGUUGCGGGGAACUGCAUCUUACGGUAGAAGCGUCUUUCCUUUCUUCCUGUCCUUUCCUGUCAGAGGCUCCGUAACACCAGUCUUGCUUCUCUGGUGCCCCCCCCCCCCCCGGCCCGUUCUCACGCGUCACUUUGCUGCAGGUGAUGGUUUUCCACUCCUUCGCUCCGUCAAAAGGGUGGGCUACUUCUUUGAUGCCGCAAAAGAAUUGUUCUUCCUUCUUCACCUAUUAUCAGAAAAGCCCGAUUCCUUUUGUAUGUUUUUACCAAACUUCCCGAGCCAUUCCAUAAGGUAGACCAGAAGAGAACUCCCCAGUUUCUGCAGCCUUGGUAUUGUUGACUCCCAGUCCCUCCUGUGGCAACUUCCAGGUGCCGGAUCACACCUUCUCAGCCUCUGUCCACUAGCAGUCCUUCAGAAGGUGUCUGAAUGAAACUCCCAUCCUAUUGCAGCCGCACACACCUGUGGGGUGCCAGGUUUGAGGGGGCUAAGCUGCGACCAGGUUAGUAACUCCCAGCUCUUGGCAACCCUGCCUGCCGUACCAUCGCCUCCGCUUGUAGGAAGCUGGGGAGAAGCCGUGUGUGGGCAGCAGCGACCCCCUGAAUACCCAGAAGAGCUUUCCGAGUGGGUCCAGUUACAGAUGACUUGCUUUGCUGUAUGUUGGGCACCCUUUCCCAGCCCCCAGAUGCUCUGAACAGCUCCCGGCAUUCAUGGCCGUGUUGGUGGGGUUUGUGGUCUGGCCCAGUGGAGAGUUGGGAGAAGCCGGUUUACAGGAGGGCUGGGCGUUCCCUCUGCUGCAGGGAUGGGGAAGGCCAGCCCGCUCCAAGGUGGUGUUGGCAGGAAAUCGUUUGUCUGACUCCACCCCACCCCAGAGCCUUGGGGGGAAGGGGGUCCACCAUGCCGACCAGAUGGGGGUCCUCCAUCAGCAGUAGGCCUGGGGGCUGCAAGCUCCGCCAGCUGCGGCCUGCUCUGGACAGGAGCGGUGGACUCUGGAGGGCUUCGGAGUGUCGACAGAGGGGCGUAGCUUGGCUGGCGAGUCCGCUCCGUUUCGGGUGACAGCAAAAGGUGCGGGUGCUCAGCUCGGUGUGCCCCACGACAGGCAGCCGUGACUUCGCAUCCCGCAUCCUCGGUGGGGGAGGAUUUUGUAGCAGGGGCUUUUUCCUGUAGUCUGAACUGGUUUGAGGCCAGAAUAGACCCCCUGCGUGGGGGAGGUGGCUGCCCCGGUGCCCUUCAGUCCCUCACCCCCCACGUUGCACGUACCCUCAGAGAGCGGCGCUUGAAAUCAGUGCAACGCGUCCUGGAGAGCAGGGCAUAGGCCCUUGUUCCGAAUGCCGGGGACUGGGGGCGCCCUCAUCUAGCGCUGGCCACGGGGAGCGUCUCUUCCACUGAGCAGACCUGCCCGCGCUCGCUCACACCUGCCUGGUGCCCUAGGCGGCUUCUUGGCAAACGGUGCUUUGCCCCCUCCUGGGGCUCCCGUCUUCCCCCCUCCUGCAGCCGGCCUUGCGGAAGGGCGAGGGCCGUCGUCCAGAGGGGCCAUCGCCUGCCGCUCACUCAUCGUGGCUUCGAGUCCCCAUGACGCCCUUUCCCUCCUGUCGCCGCCACCUCCCCAACCCUGCUUCCCUUUUAUUACUGGCGGACAAGCAUUCCUAGAUCAUGUGACCAAAAUCUGGCAAAAUUGGCACCCCACGCCCACCCACCCGCCCACCCUUUGAUCCUAACCAGUGUUGACCUUCAGAUUUGGAUAAUGGCUUGGAAAGGUGUCUGUUCGUAUUUUAACCUUCCCUCCAUGCGCCCCAUGAAAUCAUGUCCGGAACGUGGGAUUCCAGUUUGGGGCCGGAGCGAGCAUCUUCUGCCGAUCUCUUUCCUUUGUGCACAAGUGAUUAUUUUAGUAAUUUGAUUUUCGUUUGUUUUUGACUCAUCACUAAUGCAACCAUGUGUCCUUUGAAUAAAUCUUGUAACACGCAA
Molecule: messenger RNA, 6812 nt
Organism: Varanus komodoensis (Komodo dragon)
Lineage: Eukaryota; Metazoa; Chordata; Lepidosauria; Squamata; Varanidae
Gene: ZNF687
Product: zinc finger protein 687
Exons: 9
Coding region: 355-4158 (1267 amino acids)
Source: RefSeq, a predicted model, not a curated record